This is a messenger RNA of Pomacea canaliculata, 1375 nucleotides long. RefSeq lists its product as uncharacterized. The record is from RefSeq and is a predicted model, not a curated record. The transcript is spliced from 6 exons. NCBI's taxonomy places the organism in Eukaryota, Metazoa, Mollusca, Gastropoda, Architaenioglossa, Ampullariidae. The coding region runs from base 218 to 1015 and encodes 265 amino acids.
AAGGUCUGUGUCGGGUGAGCUCCUGUCAGUCAGUUGGUUUCCUGUUAUGGCUAAAUUCGAUGGCAACACUCCAGGCAUGUAGUCCCACCGUGAAGGAAUACAUCGUGAGCCGCGGCACACAGUGAAGGAAAUCGGGUUGGAUUACAGGCGCAGAGCUCGCUGCUGAGCGAGCUUUUUUUUUUGAGGCCUGCAGGGCAUCCGCUGACGAACACACACAAUGGAGAAACCAAGCUCUACAGGAUCCGUACGCAAGCAAAGCGUGCGAACCGUGCGAAGAGACACGCGACUGUCUUAUCAACUGGAACGCGAGGAUCUUGCGGGACCGAUGACGAAAAGUGAUACACUUCACUUUGUGACCCUGUUCUUUGCUACAGUCGCUUUGGGGCUAUCCCUCUGCGCUAUGAUCGGGCCAGGCUGGUUCGAAGUUUACGAGAAGAACACUGAAACGACUGACGAGGCGUACAGCACCACAGUCUAUAAGCUGUGGGAUCUGGGCAAGUGCUCAGAGUCGGAGAUUAUUUGCUUUGAUUCCGAAGAGAAAACGUCGACGCUAGAGUUUCAUUUGGGUAUAUGGGUUUUUGUUGUGCAAUUACUCCUCGCGGCUGGCAUAUGUCUGGUGUUUGUCAAUAUAAUCAUGCAGCUACUGAACACAGCGAUGUCACAGCGCAGUCAAGGUAUCCAAAACACGUCCAUGAUCAUCAUAGGGGCCGCAGGUUGCUUCUUCGUCAUGGGCAGUGGAGUGGGCCAGUACCACGCCCUAUGGAAAGGGCCCUUGAGGGACGAUGAAGGCAACUUUAUGGCGGUAGACACGCUGCCCUGCGGUCUCAUCCUGCUGAGCGUCGCGUGUUGCGCUGCAUGCGGUGUUUUCACGCACGUGGCAUCGCACGGUGCUGGCGCCGUAUCACGUGAGACCCGCUUCCUGUACCGCAGGAAAACCUUGGAGGUGUCAGCAAUGAUGCGUCCAUCCACAACUGGGAGAGAGCCUGGUCUGGAUCGGAUCAAGAAUUUGACCUGAGUGGACCGCCUGACCUGUCCAGCGCUGUGUAAAGAUGUGUAAAUCCUCAAGACGUGGCAACACUACGAUAUGGACGAGGAUCGUAAGGGAUGGGUGAUCGUAAGGAAUACCUUGUUCAUCCUACCAGAAAUAUUGGAGGCGACAGAUGUGACAAUUUGUGAAACUGAAAAGAAAAACUUAAAAAAAAGACUUUUUCGUCUUUUAACGGACGCAUACAAAAGCUGUAAUCUAUAAACGGCUAUCGACGUUCUUUCAAUCAACGACGUGCACGAGAUAUAUACUUUUUGAAAAAUUUAUGUCGACAUUAUAUGAUGCUAUUUACUUUGACCUCUUUAUAUAUAAAUCUUUGUUGUCUCUCUC